UGUUAUUUUCACUUAGUCGCCAUUUCGAUUGUAGUCAUGGUGUACAGAGCGACUACUUUGCGAGGGUUGGCCAACUCACAGAUGGUAGUUGGGGCUGUAAUGAUCGUGUUUGGAGUAGCAUGUAUUAUCUCCGCUCAACACUGGAGUUCCUACGUUGGUUUUGGCGUCUGGGUUGGCCUUUGGGUUUUAAUCACUGGGAUUUUGGGAUACAUAGGAGCAAGAGAAGACUCAAUCCCAAACAAUUGUUUGAUUGGAUGUUUUAUGGGUUUCUCCAUUUCAAGUUGUGUCCUCUCAGGAGCAAUGUUCAUCUGCUAUUGCAUUACUCUUGCAAGCUACUCCGAUAUGAAGGCAUACUGUUCAAACUCUUACUAUGGCAACAGAUAUUAUGGUUCCUCUACCUACCAUGAUUGCUAUCAGUAGUAUGGCUUCCACAGAGAUACAGCAGUAAAUGUGGCUGGUUUAGGCUCGUGUCUCCUUCUUAUCUCCUUGGGUGAGUUCUUCUUGGCACUUGCAUCGUCCAUCUAUUGUUGUACAGCAGUGUGUUGUGGUACCCUCACCAGCAGUUGUG
Pocillopora verrucosa is the source of this 568-nucleotide messenger RNA. NCBI's taxonomy places the organism in Eukaryota, Metazoa, Cnidaria, Anthozoa, Scleractinia, Pocilloporidae. The record is from RefSeq and is a predicted model, not a curated record.